CACAGAACAGAGCAAACCCUAGCUAAGAUCGACGAAAGCAUGUCUUUUCCGCAGCCUUUCGACAUGGUUAUGGACGAAGGCAUGACUGAUCCGCUGUUUACCGAGAUGAUGUCUGAUCCGCAGUUUACCUACAAACCCGUGCCUACGCCGGUCCUAAUAUACGAAAACGCUAAGACAUCAGUCUUUUGGGACAUGGCUGGUUACCCUAUUCCUAAUGGUGUCGACCCUGUAUUGUUUUGUGGCGUUAUGAAAAACGCUCUUGUCAACCAGGGUUAUAAAGGGGAGCUGUCGAUCUAUCUUUACGUUGAUACUGGUGAACUGCUACCUAAUGGUCUCGAGACCUGUGUCGAAUUCGAUUUCUUACCCGAAGGUGAUGACUAUGCGAGAAUAUCUUCGAUGCUAGUGGACAUAUCAUUUUGGGCACUGUCAUAUCCUUACUCAAAUAUUAUUGUCCUCUCCAAAAACAUCGUUAGAGGCACGAUUGUAGCUUUCGAAAGCUUGUAUAAUACACAUGGUCUUCUCUUAUCCAAAACUGAACCGGAUUGGCUGGUUCCUGGUGAAAGGUCAACCUUGUUUCUGACAAGCCUUUUUGAAGACCCGACCGGAGGCCAGUUGUCGACAAGCUCUCAAAAACAAAGGAAAAUCCAGGGUGGAGGAGGAACAAGCUCACAAGGAGCGAAAAGGGUAGGCUAGACAUAAGAUGUCAACCAAGGUAGAGAGCAAAGAGGUUGAAGCCAGACCAGUCUCAUAUAUAGCUGCAAUAUAUGACUGGUACGUACCGUUAACCCGUCUGUAACAGAGGAGGCCAUUGCAGCUGCUGCAGUAUUGCAACUUGUGCUUGAGUGUUCUAGAUCCAAAACUACCAUAUCUUUCUUAUAAUUCUGGAUUUGACAUUAUUUCUGAGUAGAUUGUAAUCUCAGAACACGGUUAUAAAUCUGUGUUUUUUUUUUAAUGAUUUU
Brassica oleracea var. oleracea is the source of this 959-nucleotide messenger RNA. RefSeq lists its product as uncharacterized. The transcript is spliced from 3 exons. Bases 40 to 693 code for a protein of 217 amino acids. Lineage: Eukaryota; Viridiplantae; Streptophyta; Magnoliopsida; Brassicales; Brassicaceae. Gene Ontology annotation, biological process: regulation of gene expression. Gene Ontology annotation, cellular component: peroxisome. The record is from RefSeq and is a predicted model, not a curated record.